Messenger RNA from Papaver somniferum (opium poppy), 1725 nucleotides. RefSeq lists its product as uncharacterized. The record is from RefSeq and is a predicted model, not a curated record. The transcript is spliced from 6 exons. Bases 1 to 1725 code for a protein of 574 amino acids. Lineage: Eukaryota; Viridiplantae; Streptophyta; Magnoliopsida; Ranunculales; Papaveraceae.
AUGUCUGAGAAGUUUGUUCAUGCUUUUUUGAAUCAUGGUGAACAUUUUUCUGCGUCUCGUGUUAAUACUUUAAUCACCGUUGAUGAAUUGAAGCAUUUUGCAUGUAAGCAGUGGAGGUCUUUGUCCCCUUUGAGUAUACGUUUUUCCUAUAUGGAUACUAAUCAAGUAGUUUUUAUACAAGGUGAUAUACAACUUCUAAAUUUAGUUACUCUUGUUAUUCAGAUGAACAAUGAAGAUUUCUAUUUGAAUGUUGAUGUGAUUCCGAAGCAUACUGGUUGUAGCACUAGUUCAAGGUCUUUGUCUCGUUCUAAUUAUGGUUGUAGCAGUAGUUCUGGUGCUAGUACUUCAAACUCUUGUGUAAGUGAAAGUCCUAAGCUUGUAAGGGUGGUCGAUCAUGACGCGGACAAGGCCAAGCCUCUCAUUAUCGAUGAAUGGGGUUAUGUUUUUGACAAUAUUGGUAGAGAAUUUGUGGGUGGUGUUAAAGCUGUAAGGAUUGUUGUUGAUCAAUACAAGAUGUGUACUGGUUACAAGAUUCUUAUUCUUAAAAACGACAAGACUCGUUUUACUGCGAAGUGCGAAGAAGAUGGUUGUGGUUGGAGGAUUCACUUUGGGCCUGUGAAUGGUGACAUUUCUCGGUUUUUUCUGAAAUAUUCUAACGUUAUUCACAGUAUACAGGGUGAUCCCACUUUAAAACCCAAACAGAUCAUGUCACUAUUUAAGAAGACUUAUGGGUCCAAUAUUAAGUAUCACCAUGCCCGUAGAGGGAAAGAAGCUGUAUUUGAAGAUCAAUAUGGUGACGACGAGAAGUCGUAUAGCGAUUUAAAUUGCUAUAGGUAUAUCAGGCCCAUGAUUUACUUGGAUGCUACUUUCCUCAUUGGUAGAUUCAGGGGUACUUUGAUGGCUGCAACAUGUGUCAAUGGAAAUGAUGGUUUUUACCCAUAUUCCUUUGAUAUUGUUUUAUCUGAAAACAAAGACAAUUGGUUUUGGUUUCUGGAUAAUCUUCAACAAUGCAAUCUCCCUAUUGGAAAAGGUGAUGCGAAUUACAAUGCCGUUAUUGAUUUGUUUUACAAAGCUUCUUACUCUUACACAGCAGAGAACUUUGAAGAAGCUUUGCGGGGCAUGCAUGCAAUUGGUUGUGGACAUGUUGCUAAUUAUCUCAGGACCAUUCCAAAGGAGAAAUGGGCAAAUGCAUUUUUCCAUGUAUGCAGAUAUGCUGCUCACUCUUCAUCUAUUGCCGAGUCAUUCAAUAACUGGAUUCUUGAGUUCAAAAAGUUGCCUGAUUUUUCUCUUCUCGAUGCGAUACGUUUGAAGGUUAUGCAGAUUAAUUCUAAGAGAAGGGUAGAAGGUCUUGAAAAUUUUAACACUAGGCUCACUCCCGUAUACGAGGAUUUACUAAACGAGAACAUCAACAUUGGUCGUACUUGGACUGUUGUUGAGUCUAUGGAAAGAUUGUAUGAAGUCAGGUCUCCCCGCACUCAUUCUGUAGAUUUGUUGGAGAGAACUUGUACGUGUCACAGGUGGCAAGACAUACCAAUCCCCAAUUAUGACAAGCCGCAGUCUUAUGAUCCUAGUGAUAGGAUUAUUGUUCCUAUUCUUGUGCCUCCACCCGGUAGACGAAGAGAACAGUGUUUCAAGAAGUCUUGGGAGAAGCAAAAGAGGCCUAUGAUGUGCACAAAGUGCUUCACUCUUGGUCACCACAACAGAGCUACCUGCCCCAUGCCUUGA